Messenger RNA from Folsomia candida, 3525 nucleotides. Its product is annotated as GTP-binding protein Di-Ras2. Lineage: Eukaryota; Metazoa; Arthropoda; Collembola; Entomobryomorpha; Isotomidae. Bases 880 to 1476 code for a protein of 198 amino acids. Gene Ontology annotation, cellular component: plasma membrane. Gene Ontology annotation, biological process: signal transduction. The record is from RefSeq and is a predicted model, not a curated record. The transcript is spliced from 7 exons. Gene Ontology annotation, molecular function: GTP binding; GDP binding; GTPase activity.
CAGCGUGCUUGCUGGCUUGCUUUCUCUGUUUAAAGUUUAAUUCUCUCUCUCCCAUCUCGUGCUGGCAUACUCACGGCAGCCGCGGCAGUGGAGGCAGUUGGUUGGCACAUAUAUACGUUGGUAAACCCGAAUCCUCGCUUAUUUCCGCGAGCUCCUCUAACCUGGACGGAUCGGGUAGCUUUCUCUCAUUCACAGUAUUAUUAUUAUUAUUAUUGCUUUCACCACCACGGUGAAAUCAGUCUGCUCUUGUUGUCACUGUGUUGUUGAGGAGGUAAUAAAGUGAGGGGAGAUUCUUUUAUUUAGGUUUGGUAGGAUUUUGUCUUUGAGAAAGAAGCAAAGUUUCCGGAAAUAUUUACCAGUUAUUUAUUAGUAUCUACAUACGAAGGAGAAGUACAGAUUCAGGUGUUGAGCCGAAGAUACAUAUACCAUUCUUGAGAAUAGAAUGUUCACGAGGAAGCCGUUGUUUGCGUAGCAUGUGUCAUCUUAUCGGGAGUAGUAUUCAGUCUGAAUGGAAGUAGAAACGUUUAUUUUCAACAAAAACUUUGCCAAAUACGUUUCGUCAUAAGUUACAACCAAACCAAACAAACAGCACGUUUAAAGAUUAUUAACAAACGUGUUCCUGCCUAGAAUACUAUAUCCGGUCCGGCAUCAGUCUACUCCACGUGAGGGAAGGAAUAUCAUUCCUUUCGGACAGUUGUAUCCACGUGACGUCUUAAUUCUUGUUUGCAUCUCAUCUCUUCGCUGGUCGAGGAGUGGAGGCAAGCAACCGAGUAAAUUGAGCCCUUUUAAGUAUCCUUGACCAGGAUUACAGACGUCAAAACGACCCUCCCAAAGCUCUCCCCUCCGACCCCACCCUCCACCAUUCUUUCCAUAAAAAGAAUGCCGGAACAGAGCAACGACUACAGGGUGGUGGUCUUUGGCGCUGGGGGUGUUGGGAAGUCAUCUCUCGUCCUCCGCUUCGUCAAAGGCACCUUCCGAGACGCCUACAUCCCCACCAUCGAGGACACUUACAGACAGGUGAUAAGCUGCAACAAGAACGUGUGCACACUCCAAAUAACAGAUACGACGGGUUCACAUCAGUUCCCUGCAAUGCAGAGGCUUUCCAUAACUAAAGGCCAUGCCUUCAUCCUCGUCUACUCCGUCACAUCGCGUCAGAGCCUCGAAGAGCUGAAGCCCAUUUGGGAGAUGAUUCUGUCCAUCAAGGGAGAGUUGAAGGAUGUGCCCAUUAUUCUAGUCGGAAACAAGUGUGACGAGAACGAGAAUCGAGAACUGACACAGCAAGACGGUGAAGCCCAGGCGCGUCGUUGGGUUUGCAACUUUAUCGAAACAUCCGCAAAAACCAACCACAACGUAAGCGAGCUCUUCCAAGAAUUGUUAACUCUCGAGAAGAAUAGGAACAUGAGUUUACAACUGGAUUCGAAAGGAUCGUCGCGAUCAUCCACCAAAAAAGUCAAGGAGAAAUGUGUCGUGGUGUGAUUUUGUCGCCGGUUAUCCAACCCCUUCAUCGACACCACGACCACGGUUGCGACAAACACCACCAUUUUAAUAUCUGUCCUAAGUACGGCUACCUAAACAAGCGGCGGCCUAUCUUUUGGCACGGCGUGGCGUGGUUUGGUUGGUUAAUUGGUCAUUUAAAACUAGAUAAUAGCGGAAUUAGUUAGAAACCAUAAAACUUUUUUAAUUACCCGGCCCCAGUGUUCUCUUGCUGUUUGUUACGUAAUUCAGAAUCUAAUUGUGUCAACGUUUCGUAAUCGCUGACAGACUUUCGUAAUUUAGACUUAACCCGUAAACAUUACUCCAGUAUAAUGUCGUCCGAUAUUUUACAUCUUCUUAAUUACACACAGAUAGCCUGGAGAAAGUAGAAAUAUUUGCUAAUUUUUGUCAACCAUUAUUAUUAAGUCCAUACAUAUUACUCAAUUUACUAAAUAUAUACUCUUGAAAUGAAAUGUUCAACCUAAACCUAUUAAGCAGAAAUGUUGUUAAAGUUUGCUAGAAGUAGAAUGUUUAUCGACAUAAAAGUUAUUAGAGUAGGUAGGAUUGCAAUUAAGUUGAAAAUUAUUUUUAAAUUUUAUACCCACGUUUUAAUCUCUCUGUUGUGCAAUCAAGUUUUAAUUUAAGUAUGUAUACAUAGAACUUAAUGGAAAAUUUGGUUGUGUACGUAAUAAUCAGUUGCAUCAGUAAUUACUAAUUCUAAGUAUUGCUUAUUUAUUUACGUAUGUAUUUAUUUAUUAGAGUCGAAGAAAGUCUAAUCUAACGAACCGAACAAUGAGUCGCAAAUCGUGUUCGUUAAGAUUUAAAUGAAGAAAUGAAGUCAGUGAGAAAUGUUGCAACGACUUGUACAAUUUAACUUAAUUACGAUUAAUUAAGGUUAAAAAUUAUCGAUAAAAGUUUCAUGUUGAUGUUAUUGCGCAAUUUUAUCCUCGUCUUAUCCUACUGCUGUGACAAACUCUACUACAUACAUCUUAAGAAAUACCCGACAUAAAAAAUAUAUCAAAACAGUGAAUCUGAAUUAAUGAUAAGCAAAUAUCUCGUAAACGUGCUACCUACUUAAUUAAUAUCAGAGACAGAAAAAAAUUGAGCGUACCUUGCAGUAGGAAUCUCAAGAAAAAUGAAAUAUUAAAUCAUCAGCAACUUAUUUCCUGAGAAUACAUUUCAAAGCAUUUUCACUAUUAUUUAAACUUUUAGAAAUUCAAUCAAAGACAUUCAUCAGAGAAUUUAAUGAAAGAAAAAAUAAUAAUUUUGUCAAAACCUAACAAAUCAAAAAUUGAAAAAGCUGUUGUAACUUUAAGAAGAAAUAAUUGAUAAGCGUUCAAAAAUCAUGAACCAAAAAUAUAUACAACGAGUUACCUGAUUUACAUUUCAACUAAUAAGGAGCAAAAACAUUCCAAGUUUUUUUCCAAUUAUUAUUACAGCAUUCUGGAAUUUCGCUUCAAAUUUACAAUUAAUUAGCAAAAGCACGCAAAACUGCACAAAUUCAACCCUUAAAGUCUCCUCUGCAAUGUAAUUGCGAACAAAUUCAACUCAUUUUCUGCAUGCUUCAAUACUUUUGAUGCCAUUGAAUUCUAUCCCAUUUGCUGCAAAAUACUGAUAAUUAUUGCGACUGCACUAAUUCUACAACAAAUACAUAGUUAGCAUGAACACAUUUAUUAAUCUUGUCACACUUUUUCAUUUAAUGUAAUAAAAAGUACAUCAGACUAAUAAGUAAACACAAAACGUGAAACGAAACGAAAAGAUGAGACGCAAAACAUUCUCGUAUAAAUAUUCUUCUUAAUGAAACGAGAUGAAAAAUGGGAUAAGAUAAGAAGAAAAAGAGAAAGUAAAAGUAUAAGAACUUUUUGGUCAAGUAUAAAUUAAUUGUUCCAAUUAAAAAUAAUGUUUCAUACUUUUAAGCAGUUAAAAACAUCAUCAAUUCAUCACAAAAUAAAUCCAAUACAAAACAACCGCAUACAUACACUUCACAUGUAACUAAUUGUAUUGUAUUGAAUGGAAUCUAAUAUGCAAUAAAUUUUGUUGGCUAAUAAAGCA